Molecule: messenger RNA, 2427 nt
Organism: Phytophthora nicotianae INRA-310
Lineage: Eukaryota; Oomycota; Peronosporomycetes; Peronosporales; Peronosporaceae
Exons: 2
Coding region: 52-1410 (452 amino acids)
Biological process (GO): telomere maintenance via telomere lengthening; regulation of DNA-templated transcription
Cellular component (GO): shelterin complex
Molecular function (GO): telomeric repeat DNA binding
Source: RefSeq, a predicted model, not a curated record
UUUAUCAUCCGCUCUAGUAGCCUUUUAAAACCCUAGCAUACCCUAUCGGAAAUGGCGCCUUCAGAAAAUGCGUCACUGUUCCACGGUCUCAAGUUCUUCCUCACGCGCACGCUCUCUCGUGAUGACGUCGCUGAGCUGCAGCGUCUGAUCGAACUGCACGGCGGCAUCGUUUCCUCAUCACCCGCAGGUGCCACUGAGCUUGUAGACUACGACAGACUGGAUUCGCGGCGCCCCGAGUGGGUCUCCUUCGACUUCAUCAAGGACUCGGUGGUCUCGAAGAGGCUACAAAACCCAGCAAAAUACUCGGGUGUUGUGUUUAGCUCCAAUCCUAUUCAGCUGCAUAUCACGGGUCGAGUUCGAUACUCCGUGGAGGACGAUGCGCGGCUGCUGCUCUUCGCUAAGUCACGCGGCUGGCAGUCUUUGAAGCCGAUGCCGGCCAGUGCCUGGAAAGUAGCCGAGAACCAGCACGUGACGAAUCACACGUGGCAGAGCAUGCACGAGCAUUUCAAGAAGCAGCUGCAGAACAAGACACUUAAGGAACAGCGCGCUAUAAUGGCAAACGCCUCGGAGAUUAUUCGAGCGCGACUGCAACAGCAAGAGGAUCAAAAAGAGAGAGAACAGGCAACGAGGACAUCGCCGUCUACUACAGCUCCAGAGUCUCCCAAGCCAACUACGCCAGCUUCUAAAGGAUCUAAAGGAUCUAAAGGACCUAAAGGAUCUAAAGGACCUGAUCGAGGAGCUCCAUCUACGCCGGCAACGAGCUCACCACUGCGUCGCCAAAUUAGAGAAAAAGCGCGACAGAAGCGCAAGCGAACGUCAAGUCCAGUCAACGUGGAAGAAGGGAAAGACAACGAAGGCCAUGGCGACAUAACAAGUGGAGCUGUAUACUUCAGAAGUGUGUCUGCAGAGAUGACAGCAGAUCCAAGUAAGCUACAGGCGCUGUUUCACACCUCCAUGAUGGAAGGUUCUCGUCGGAGACAAGAAAAUAACAGUGAAUCCGCGGCCAGUGACUCGCGUGAAAGUGAAGAACCAGAAAUUCUAGCGCAAGAUAGCAGCAAUAUUCGGACUGAACAACAGACGAGUGAGGUGGAUGUGCAACGCGCGACGGAGACAGAAACCGAUGAGAUUAUUUGCCGACUCCAGCUUGAGACGAAUCAACCGACACCUGUUGUUGUGCAUACUCUGUAUAGCUGCAGCGGAGAUGCUGGCAUGGCGAGAGCUUUUCUGAAAGGAGCUUCGCCUUCGGGCAUGUGGUCGCCCGAAGAUGAUUUACUGCUUGUGAACUUGAUCGUCGAUGAGAAUAUUGAUCGCUCAGCUGUGGAUGCGGCUGUGGCUCGCGGAGAUUUUGCGUCUAUGCAAGUACCACGCGACACAAGUGCCAUUUUGGAUCGGGUUCGGUUUUUGCGGUGAUGCAUCGUAGCUAUGCAAGCAAAAUGGCGUUGUGAGAUCAUGAAAGACCACAUAGUAUUACAGUGGGUUCGCUUGGCACUACAUGUACGCGGGGCCAUGUAAUAACUCCUCCAGUGCCUUAAAAAAUCGUCUCCGUGCCUAAACACAAUGAGAAUCAGCUCAUUAUCCAGUGUUGACAAGAAAAAUAAGGCAGCGGAACGUACCAUGAACCCCCUGACAUAUUUCUGCAUGCAGAUAACAGAGCGUUGAACCUGCAAAUAUACUUGCAAUGCAUCAGGUUUUGGCGGAUCGUGCGGGGUCGUUUGUUGUGGUAGCGGUUCAGCGGGUAAUGAAGAAGCUGGCGUUGAUACCAUCGAAGGUUCAUUCUCCGUGUGUUCCAGGCUGCUUUGCUCGGGUUUUUGACUCGGGUGAGCUGUCAUUAUUGCGAUUUCUGCUGGCCGAGUAGGAGAAGUUUGUGCGUGGACCACGGGUAUAUCGACUUCAGCGGGGGUACGAAGAGCGACAGAUAGCUGGAUGUCUGGCACUGUAGUUGGAGCUACUGCAGACGCCAAUAUGCGUGAUGCAACGCUGGGCUUGUCAGCUUCUUUGGAUUGAUUAGCGUCGGAACUUUUCGGUAAUACUUGCUGAAUAUGCCUGUUGACCAACUCAUGAUGAGAUUCCACUGAGUUCGCGAUUUCUCAAUGCAAGAAUUCCCGUACAAUGGUGAUAGUGGUGGUUCAAUGCGAUUGCAGAUGGUUGAGGGCAUUGGACUGGAGCAGUUUUGUUCUACAGCAGCAAUGUGCAUUUGUAAACGUAUAGUUUUUUUGUGUUUUGCAAAAGUUCCAUACGUACGCUUUUGGACUCGUUCGCGGUCUUCAAGGAACCACCUAAAGACGAAGAAGAUGUAUUUCGUGAGUGCCAUAGAGCUAAGCACUGUUUGACCCUUGCGGCACCUUACCUGACCAGCUUCUGAGAUAAAGCAAAAAGCAUUUGGAGCUUUUCCUACGUUUCAGAUAUCCAUAAGAUUAUUAGUGUUUA